Molecule: messenger RNA, 571 nt
Organism: Bursaphelenchus okinawaensis
Lineage: Eukaryota; Metazoa; Nematoda; Chromadorea; Rhabditida; Aphelenchoididae
Source: the annotation of a GenBank genome assembly
AUGUCAAACCGCUGGGUUUUGUGUGUUUUGGCCGUAGCCGCCGUCGCUUGUGCUCACGACAAUUCGAUAAAUGAGGAUAACGAUGUGAAAAACGACGCAGCUGCAGGACAUUACUACCGUGUUCGCAGGGCCUACUACAUACCUUUUAGAACUCCAUGGUAUGGCCAAGCCCCAGGCAACUACGACCCACCUUCACCACAACAAUAUGGUGCUCCCUACAGGCAAAACAAAGUAAGUUACUUUGAUACGGUAAUAUAUGGCUUUAUAUUGAAGUAAAAGUUGAGGUAAUGUUGUAGGAUACUGUAAACUUAUGAACUCUAGUGUAAUCGGAAACUGAUUUUAGAUUAAAACUUGGUUUAAGUGUUAUAAAAGGUCUAAAACAAGAUGACUUGAGUAUACCAUAAUACUGUGCUUGUUUUUCAAAUUUAACUCGAAUUUAAUCCAUAUAUAAACUACUUGUUGCUUUCAGGAUGCCGAAGCUGUCCCACCCUCCACAGCUCCAGACAGUUACCCAGUUGAACCAGAACACCCAGCACCAGCCGGCUCCACCGUCUACAAGCACAUCAUUUAA